UCCGGACGGUAUAUAAAUGAUGGCCGUGACUUUGAAAGCGUUAAAGCAUCGCAGACUCAAGAAUAGUGCGAAGGUACAUCGAAUAUAUCGCAUAAAUUUGAAAAAAAAAAAAAAUCACCUCGCGCCUGAUCUGCAUAUCAGGACCAUGAAGAUUUUCAUAUUCGCUGCCUUUUUCGCGGUGGCUUCGGCCGGCUAUUACGGCGGAGACGAACACGGACACGGACACGGGGGUACGACCUACCACGAAACAUCGAAACCCGUGGAGGUGCCGAUUUACAAAAAAUACGCCAUCCCGAUACCACAUCCGGUUCCGGUUGCCGUUCCUCAACAAAUCAAAGUGCCCAUCCCACAGCCCUAUCAAGUACAAGUUCCCGUUCCCCACCCCGUUCCGGUCGAGGUCGUCAAGCACGUUGAAAUCCCCGUUGAAAAACCCGAGCCCUAUAUCGUGGAAAAGAAGGUUCCGUACGUGGUCGAAAGACCUUAUCCCGUUACGGUGGAAAAACACUUCCCGGUGCCGAUCCCGAAACCGUACGCGGUGCACGUUCCGGUCUACAAACACGUCUUCCAUCACCAGAGUAAAGGACACGGAGGCUGGAAGCACUGAUUUUUUUAUUUUGAGAUCAGAAUUCAACGAUCGAUGCUAAUUGCCAAAAAUAUCUAUCGUGGUGUUUCCGAUCCUCGCAUUAUUAAUGUACAUGUAUAAGGCCGAUAUCCUUGUAAAUAGUUUUUGUUGCCGCUUUGUUAUUUUUGUUAUAUCAUCCAUGUCGAAUCUAUAAUAAAUCAUUUUUCUACAA
Molecule: messenger RNA, 794 nt
Organism: Athalia rosae (coleseed sawfly)
Lineage: Eukaryota; Metazoa; Arthropoda; Insecta; Hymenoptera; Athaliidae
Product: mantle protein-like
Exons: 3
Coding region: 17-604 (195 amino acids)
Source: RefSeq, a predicted model, not a curated record